GAGCGAGCGAGCGAGCGAGCGAGCGAACGAGCGGGGCAUUUCUGCGCAGCUCCACUGCGCCUCGGAGCCCGCCGGGGCGGCCUCCAGACGAGGAGACCAAGGGACAGACAGUGCCCGGAAGCCGCGUCGCCGCCGCCAGGUGCCUACCUGCGUGCCUGCCUUCCAGCCCGCCAGCCCGCCAGCCAUCUGACCCGGGAGCUGCCGUGCACAGAGGAGGGGCGUGCUGGUCACCAUGACAACAGAGACAGGCCCCGAUUCUGAGGUGAAGAAGGCUCAAGAGGAGGCCCCGCAGCAGCCCGAGGCCGCUGCUGCCGCAACCACCCCUGUGACCCCCGCAGGCCACGGCCACCCAGAGGCCAACUCCAAUGAAAAGCCUCCGCCCCAGCAGGACGCUCGGCCUGCGGAACAGAACCUAGACAUGGAGGAGAAGGACUACAGCGAGGCCGAUGGCCUGUCAGAGAGGACCACGCCCAGCAAGGCCCAGAAAUCACCCCAGAAGAUUGCCAAGAAGUAUAAGAGCGCCACGUGCCGAGUCACUCUGCUUGAUGCCUCCGAUUAUGAGUGCGAGGUGGAGAAACAUGGCCGGGGCCAGGUGCUGUUCGACCUGGUCUGUGAGCACCUCAACCUCCUGGAGAAGGACUACUUUGGCCUGACCUUCUGUGAUGCUGACAGUCAGAAGAACUGGCUGGACCCUUCCAAGGAAAUCAAGAAGCAGAUCCGGAGCAGCCCCUGGAAUUUUGCCUUCACUGUCAAGUUCUAUCCCCCUGACCCUGCACAGCUGACAGAAGACAUCACAAGGUACUACCUGUGCCUGCAGCUGCGGGCAGACAUCAUCACCGGCCGGCUGCCUUGCUCCUUUGUCACGCAUGCGUUGCUGGGCUCCUAUGCCGUGCAGGCUGAACUGGGCGACUAUGAUGCUGAGGAGCAUGUGGGCAACUAUGUCAGUGAGCUACGCUUCGCCCCUAACCAGACCCGGGAGCUGGAGGAGAGGAUCAUGGAACUGCACAAGACCUACAGGGGCAUGACCCCGGGAGAAGCAGAAAUUCACUUUCUGGAGAACGCCAAGAAGCUGUCCAUGUAUGGAGUAGAUCUGCACCAUGCCAAGGACUCUGAGGGCAUCGACAUCAUGUUAGGGGUCUGUGCUAACGGCCUGCUCAUCUACCGGGACCGGCUGAGAAUCAACCGCUUUGCCUGGCCCAAGAUUCUUAAGAUCUCAUACAAAAGGAGUAACUUCUAUAUCAAGAUCCGGCCUGGGGAGUAUGAGCAAUUUGAGAGCACGAUUGGCUUUAAGCUCCCAAACCACCGGUCAGCCAAGAGACUGUGGAAGGUGUGCAUCGAGCACCACACGUUCUUCCGGCUGGUGUCUCCUGAGCCCCCACCCAAAGGAUUCCUGGUGAUGGGCUCCAAGUUCCGGUAUAGUGGGAGGACCCAGGCCCAGACCCGCCAAGCAAGCGCCCUCAUCGACCGGCCAGCACCCUUCUUUGAGCGUUCUUCCAGCAAGCGGUACACCAUGUCCCGCAGCCUCGACGGAGCAGAGUUCUCGCGACCAGCCUCCGUCAGUGAGAACCACGACAUGGGGCCUGAUGGCAACAAGCGGGAGGAGGAUGGCGAGUCUGGAGGGCAACGGUCGGAGACCGAGGAGGGAGAGGUCAGGACCCCCACCAAGAUCAAAGAGCUGAAGCCGGAGCAGGAAACCACGCCAAGACACAAGCAGGAGUUCCUCGACAAGCCGGAGGAUGUGCUGCUGAAGCAUCAGGCCAGCAUCAACGAGCUCAAGAGGACGCUGAAGGAGCCCAACAGCAAGCUGAUACAUCGGGACCGGGACUGGGAGCGCGAGCGCAGGCUGCCUUCCUCACCUGCCUCUCCCUCCCCCAAGGGCACCCCUGAGAAAGCCAAUGAGGGUUCAGAGCCCUGGGUAUUUAUAGAAAGGCAGUACACUAGGCCAGAAGAACUUGGUUUCCUCAAAGUGGCCGCCGUCCAGCAGGAAGAAGGUGAGGCCGGCUUUGCAGAUGUCCUUGCCAACGGCAGACUCUCCAAGGUAGACGUCCUGGUGGACAAGUUCAAAGUUGAAAUGGCCAUGGAAGAGAUUGUGACAACUGGAAGGGCAAGCACCCAGCAACGAGGGAGGAUGAUCGCCAGCCCUGAGGACUUUGAGUCCUUGUGGAGGGAAGGCCCCUGGGGCAGGGCGAGCCCAGGGGGCACCACCCUGGCCGUUGGCUGCACAAUGGCAGACCAGCCCGUGGAGGGCUCCCAGCUCGGGGUGAGCAAUGGGGAGGCAGCCCUCAGGAACCACUGUGACCCUGUCCCUUGGGGUCAGCCGGGGAGCCAGACAGCACCGCGCAAGGGGCUAGGGAAGCUCCCCGCCUUGGGGACCAGCCCAGCAGAAGUGGAUGUCCCCUCCCCAGCCUCCGACCACGGAGGCCUCCAGUCGUUCCUCUUGCGCACAGACGCCAGGGCCGACUCCAGUGACGAAACUGACACCUCCUUGGCAGAGAGGAGCUUCUAUUUAAACUAUGGAGAGGAAGAUCAAGGCCUGCCUCAGGCUCUGGGGGAGAGAGCAGAGCACCUGGACACCCCACCUGGAGGCAAGGCCAGGCCCAAGCCAUUACAGGAACCCCCAAACCUGAGGGCCUCUGCCGCAGCUGCCAGCGCAUGUAAGGAUGAAGCCUAUGUGGUCUCCUUGGAGGAGGAGCAGGCCAAGCCCCCUGAGAGCCGUGGCCGACCUGAGGGCCCGAAGGGACCUUCUGCAGGGCACGUGUUCAUUGAGGACCAAGAGGAAGUACAGCGAGAAGUACAGACAGAGUUUUCUGGCCCAGCAGCCAUUGCACCCCAAGAGGAUACCCCCAGCUGUGCAGAGCUAAUAAUGAAGGCUGACCAGAGUCCCCCAGCAAGCAGAAGAAAGGGAGAGCUCCCGGACCCCCAGGACUAUGUCCUCCCAUGGGCCACCCCUCCUGACAUUGGGAAACCAGCCAGGCAGGACACAGGCAACUCUCAGCCCCAAGAACAACCAGUGAUUCCUACCCAGCCCUCAGGCCCUGAGCCACAGAGCUGUGAAGCCACUAAGCCCCCACCUGCCUCUCCUGAGCACCUGGAGGCUCUGGCAGCUCUGGGGAGAGCCUAUUCAAGCCUAGCCUUUCACACAUCAGGGAAGCCUUCAGGGCUUGGGGACCAGGCCCCAGCACUGCUCACACAGGUCCUAGAGCCCACGGACCUCGCUGGGUCCCGUGACUCCAGAGGCGAGCACAGGGUACCACCCGUGGCCAGCCGAAAGCCCCGCAUUAUAGAAGCCCAGGCUGGCGCCGUAGCCCUGACAAAGCAAGCACAGGCAACUUCUUUCCAGGCAGUGGGCCAGGGGAGCUCCUUGGAAGAUAUCAGCAAAACCUCGGUGGCCAACAAAAUCCGGAUAUUUGAGACUCACGGAGCCGAACCUUGCCAAGCAAAUCAGCUUGAAAUGAGAGCCUUUGCCCGUGACUUGUCUCCAGACUUGCCCAUGGGACAGGUAGAACAACAGCAGCAGAACAAGCUUUUAGACCUGGGCUUUGUCCAGCUUCAGCCCCCAGGUGACUUGGCCAGCCCCAGAGCCACAUCUGCCUCCAUCAAGCCUCUGAUCACUAGGCACACCACAAGAAGAGACAAUUCCACCAGCUGGCACCAGGAAGUGUGCACAGAAUUAGCGUCCCCCGAUUCAGGCUGUGAAGACGCGCCAGGGAUAACUGGCCACAGCAAGCCCGGAGACGCCGUCAGGGAAGAAAAGAGCCGCACCGGCUGGGCAGCCAACACCCCUGGCAAGGGGGUGCACCUGGGACGUGCCAGCCCCUCGGGCCCCCAGAGAGCUGGGCUGAGGGAGGGCUCAGAGGACAAAGUCAAGCCACCGCGUCCUCGGGCCCCCGAGAGUGACACAGGCGAUGAGGACCAGGACCAGGAGCGGGACGCAGUGUUUGUGAAGGACAACCACCUGGCCAUUGAGCGCAAGUGCUCCAGCAUCACAGUCAGCUCCACAUCCAGCUUGGAGGCGGAGGUGGACUUCACGGUGAUUGGUGACUACCACAGCAGCGCCUUCGAGGACUUCUCUCGCAGCCUGCCCGAGCUCGACCGGGACAAAAGCGACUCAGACACCGAGGGCUUGGUGUUCGCCCGGGACCUCAAGGGAGCCCCCAGCCAGGACGAGGAGUCCGGGGGUAUCGAGGACAGCCCAGAUCGAGGGGCAUGUUCCACCCCGGAUAUGCCCCAGUUUGAGCCCGUGAAGACAGAGACCAUGACCGUUAGCAGCCUGGCCAUUAGGAAGAAGAUCGAGCCGGAAGUCGUGCUGCAGAGCAGAGUUUCCACUGCAGACAGCACCCAGGUCGAUGGGAGUGCCCUGAUGGGGAAGGAGCUCAUCAGCACCACUCCCUCCAUCACUACAGAGACCAUAUCCACCACCAUGGAGAACAGUCUCAAGUCCGGGAAGGGGGCAGCUGCCAUGAUCCCAGGCCCACAGACGGUGGCCACGGAAAUCCGUUCUCUUUCUCCGAUCAUCGGGAAAGAUGUCCUCACCAGCACCUACGGCGCCACUGCGGAAACCCUCUCCACCUCCACCACCACCCAUGUUACCAAAACUGUGAAGGGAGGGUUUUCUGAGACGAGGAUCGAGAAGCGAAUCAUCAUUACUGGGGACGAAGAUGUGGAUCAAGACCAGGCCCUGGCGCUGGCCAUCAAGGAGGCCAAACUGCAGCAUCCUGACAUGCUGGUGACCAAAGCUGUGGUGUACAGAGAAACAGACCCGUCCCCAGAGGAAAGGGACAAGAAGCCACAGGAAUCCUGACCUCCGUGAGGCGAUGCUGGCAUUCCCAGUCCAAGCCAAGCCAGAGAACCGUUAAGAAGGGGCCUUCACUCUGGAUUCUCCAAUGCAACACCCACGUCCCAGCUGCACAAACUGUCACUGAUGAGAGACUGGGAAGGAAAAAAGCGUAUAUAUAUAGAGAUAUAGAGAUAUACAUAUAUAAACAGGCCAUACCGCGUCCCUGCCCCGCUGCGGGGCAGCCGCCACGGUUGCCAGCAGCAAGCGGCCGACAUCCGAACACCCACGUUUCCUUUGCAGACAAAUUGACGAAUUGGCAGGAUUCUCUGGCCCCUCCACCUCCCCCCACCCCAGGAACUAAAACAACAAAA
This is a messenger RNA of Ochotona princeps (American pika), 5148 nucleotides long. It is a transcript of the gene EPB41L1, whose product is annotated as erythrocyte membrane protein band 4.1 like 1. Bases 233 to 4801 code for a protein of 1522 amino acids. Gene Ontology annotation, molecular function: actin binding; structural molecule activity. The transcript is spliced from 25 exons. Lineage: Eukaryota; Metazoa; Chordata; Mammalia; Lagomorpha; Ochotonidae. The record is from RefSeq and is a predicted model, not a curated record. Gene Ontology annotation, biological process: cortical actin cytoskeleton organization. Gene Ontology annotation, cellular component: cytoskeleton; plasma membrane.